Messenger RNA from Vombatus ursinus (common wombat), 663 nucleotides. RefSeq names its product folliculogenesis specific bHLH transcription factor (gene FIGLA). The transcript has 5 exons. The record is from RefSeq and is a predicted model, not a curated record. Gene Ontology annotation, molecular function: RNA polymerase II transcription regulatory region sequence-specific DNA binding; protein dimerization activity; DNA-binding transcription factor activity, RNA polymerase II-specific. Gene Ontology annotation, biological process: regulation of transcription by RNA polymerase II; developmental process. Lineage: Eukaryota; Metazoa; Chordata; Mammalia; Diprotodontia; Vombatidae. Bases 1 to 663 code for a protein of 220 amino acids.
AUGGUCUCCAGUCCUCUUGCCAUGUUGGCCACUCCCCGGGCUGAGGUGCUGGAGGAGGUGCUGAGGGAGCAGUUUGGGACCCGGCCCCAGUUAGCAGCCAUCAGCCGGAUGAAGAGGCAGCCGUCGGGCGCCUACACCUCCACGGAGGACUUGAAGGAGGUGCUGGAGAGGCGGCAGGUGGCCAACGCCAAGGAACGGGAGCGGAUAAAAAAUCUAAAUCGUGGAUUUUCCAAAUUGAAGGCCAUUGUGCCACUCCUUCCCAAAGACAGGAAGCCCAAUAAGGUUGACAUUCUUAAAACGGCAACUGAAUAUAUACGCCUUCUGCGUGAGAUUUUAGAAGACACCAAAGACUUUGAGACUGCAGCAGUAGAGAGUAGGUGGGGAUUGCAGCAAUGUUUCUUUGGAAGCUGCACUGGGGCCCAUAACCCACUAGAGGGGGCUCUGUCUGCACCCCGGGUCCUUCCCUUUGGCUAUAAGGGAGGGGACUGGAAAGAAAACCUUUGUCAUCCAGCAGCAGCCUCUGUUGCCUUUGAUUACCAUUCAAGUGAAGGAGCUGUGCGCUGGACAGGGCAUUGUCAGCCAGGUGUGGGCAGAGAGGACAUCCCCAGUGCUCUGACAAGUGUGGGGCUGAGGAUGGAUGGAAAAGGACCCUCUGCAGAUUAG